Molecule: messenger RNA, 4492 nt
Organism: Dermatophagoides pteronyssinus (European house dust mite)
Lineage: Eukaryota; Metazoa; Arthropoda; Arachnida; Sarcoptiformes; Pyroglyphidae
Gene: Mctp
Product: multiple C2 domain and transmembrane region protein
Biological process (GO): regulation of neurotransmitter secretion
Cellular component (GO): synaptic vesicle membrane
Molecular function (GO): calcium ion binding
Source: RefSeq, a predicted model, not a curated record
AAAAAUGACAUUCGCAUUAUUUCAAUCAGUUUUUUGUUUGAUUAUUGAAAUUCUGUGUUAAAAAUAUUUCAAGUGACAUUUUGAAAAGGGGAAAAAAAAUUUUUUUUCCGAACGAGAAACAAUAUGGCCCGAAUACGACAUGAUUAUUAUGAAAUGAAUCCAUUUUAUCGUGUAAUAUUACCACGUUGGAAACAAUAUCGUUUUCGUUUUCUAUCACCAAGAUUAUUUUGCAUGUUUGCUAUUGUUUAUAUACCAUUGUUUCCAUUUUCAACAUUUUUUUGGAUAUGCAUUUCCAUUCCGAUUCUGUAUUUUAUUUAUCAGAAUAAUUCUUUUUUUAUAGAUCGUUGUGAUCAAUUAUUGUUUGGUGUUGAAUCGACAACCAAUAUUGCCGAUUCAAAUCCUAAUGAUAAUGAAUUAUCCAAUAUGACGACGAUAACAGCAAACCAACAACAACAACCUGCAUCAACAGCAAUGGUAAAGCGAAGAAAAUCAACAAAAAAAUCCAGGAAAAUGAUCAUGUUAAAAAAAUCAAAAGAAUUAUCCAAUUUGGAUAUGAAAACAAGUGAUGAUGAUGAUGAUGGAGUUUCGAAGCAGCAAAAAAUUCGCCAAAAUAAACCAACAGCGAAAUAUUCUUUGAAAACCAAUGAUAAUGAUGGUGAAGAUGAAGAGCUAAAUAGAUCUGGUGGUGGCUGUUCAUCUGGCGGUACAUCAUCAUCAGCAAGUCCAUUUCAUCGCCAUUCAUCAAAAACAUCAUCCUUUUCAAAAUCAAGUUUAAAACAAUUUUUAUUUCCAUUUAAACGUCGUCAACCUAUAAUGACAAGUGAUUGUGAUACACAACAAAGUGAUUAUGAUUUAAUGGAUGAUAAUUCUAAUCAACCAAAACGAUUAAAAUCCGAAAAGAAAAUCAAAAAUAAUAAACAGCAAAGAAAUUUACGUAGUACAGCAAGUAUGAAAUUAUCACCAUUUUGGCGACCAAAAAAAUUACAAUCAUCAUUAUUGAUUGAUUCGGAAAUUGGACAAACAGCGAAUUCACGUCGUGCAAUAUCGAUACCAAAUCUUUGUGCUAUAAAUUCAAUGGCAAAAGAAGAAGAAGAUGAACAAAUGAUGAGUGAACCAAUCAAUCAAACAAACAAAAUAAUGUCCACGAAUCAGGAACCGUAUACACAAACCGAAGAUGAUGAUGAUAAUGAUAUUGGUGGUGGUGGUGGUAGUAGUGAUGGUGGUAAUCAUUUUAAAUAUCGAUCAAAAAUGGCUUCUUCAUCCGCUCCAUCAUUACCUAAAAUGGAAACAAAAAAAAUGUCACGUCUUAAACGGAUAAAACGUGAUAUGCAUCGUAUGUGUUUACAACGAAAUCAACAACAAAAAUUUCAUAAUGAAAUGAUUCAAAGUGACGAUUCUUGUAUUGAUUCAGAAAAAUCAUUACUAUUAAGUAAACAGCCAAAUAAUAAACUAAUGUUUGAUUCGAUAAACAAUGAUAAUUCUAUUGAAUCGAACAAUAAUAAAAACGACCAACCAAUGGCACCAAUAGCCAUUAUGAAUGAACAAAAUGAUGAACCAAUUAUGAUGUCAAUCGACGAUAAUCAGGAUAAUCAGGAUAAUAAUCAACAACAACAACAACAACAAAUUGCUUUAGCUAAACCAAAAAUUCGUAUACUUAAAACAAAAAAAUCAAAUCAAACAUCAAUGAAUAAUAAUAUUGAACAAUCAAGUGAUAAUGGUGUUGGUGGUAAUGAUAGUGGUAAUAAUAGUGAUGAAAUGUCAUCAACAACAAUAACGGAAAUGAAUGUUAAAAAUUGUUUAUCAGAAACGGAUGAUACAACAACAACAACAUUGCUGACGAAAGCACAAAAUUGUAAUAAUGAUACAAUGCGUCUGCAACGAAUACAUCGUUUAUUACAAUAUCCAUUCUUUCAGAUUGAUAUACAUUUAAAAUAUGGUGAUAGUUUAUUAGCAAAAGAUUCAUGCGGUACAAGUGAUCCAUAUGUAAAAUUUAUGUUGGCAAAUAAAAUUGUUUAUAAAAGUCAGAUAAAAUAUAAAACAUUAAAUCCAAAUUGGGAUGAAUAUUUUGUACUGCCAGUGGAUAAUAUUUGUGAACCAUUAAUAUUGAAAGUAUUUGAUUAUGAUUUAUUUUUUAUGGAUGAUUAUCUUGGUACUGCAUCCAUUGAUCUAACUAAAUUGGAACCUGGAAUAACAACAGAUCUUGAACUAUGUCUUCAUGAUAGUAAUUCAAAUGGAAAAGAUCAAAAAUUAUCCAAUCAAUCACCUUGGGGUAAAAUAUUAUUAUCGAUUCGUUUGAAUCCAAAAACUAGAGAAGAACGUGAUUAUUAUUAUAAUGGACGUGGAAAAUGGACAACAAUAUCAUCGGCUGAUGGACAAACAAAUAAACGUAUAAAAUCACAGCUAUAUGAUUCAAUUGUAUCGAUUGUAUUGAUAAAAGGUGAUGAAAUUGAUUUGGAUCGUGAUUAUUGUAUACGAAUGAAAUUAGGUGCAGAAAAAUAUAAAAGUAAAUCCGUAUCAAAAUCUGUUCAUUCACCAUAUUGGGCUGAACAAUUUGAUUUACAUUUAUUUGCUGAUCAAUCAAAAGUAUUGGAAAUUAUACUUGGUUAUUCGGGACAACAUUCACAUCAAAAUUCAAAUUCAAAUCAUCAUCAUCAUCAUCGUAAUCAUCAAUAUAAUCAAAAUAAUGAUUUUAUUGAUAAAGUUUGUACGGAUCUAAGUGAAUUAGAACCUGAACAUACACAUCGUUUUGUUUAUGAAUUUAAUUGUUCAACAACAAACGCAACAACAACAUCUGAUCGUAAUUCAUUAACAUCAUUAUCAUCAUCAAAUAUAACAUCAUCAUCUAUAUCUGGUGGUAAUAGUAUGGUUAAAUCAUUGAUAACGACAACAACAACAACAACGAAAAAAUUGGCAAAAAUUGAAAUGCUCAUCACGAUUACUGGUUUACAAUCAACAGCAACAUCUAUAAAACAACAACAAAAUACAUAUGAUUUGAUUGAAAUGCAACAAAAAUAUCAUCAACAACAACAACAACCCCAACAACAACAGCAACAGCAGCAGGAUAAUUCAUUACAAAAAUUAUUUCCAUUGCCAAAUAUGAAGGAUUUGAAUAAUUUUUAUGAAAAUUUUUUCGAUAUUGGUACAUUGAUAGUGAAAGUACAUAGAGCAGAAAAUUUAGCAUCAGCCGAUAUAAAUGGAAAAUCUGAUCCAUUCUGUGUAUUAGAAUUGGUUAAUGAACGUUUACGUACAAGUACUGAUUAUAAAACAUUAUCACCAGUUUGGAAUAAAUUAUUUAAAUUUAAAAUUCAAGAUAUACAUGAUGUACUUGAAGUAACUGUUUAUGAUGAAGAUAAAGAUCGUGUAGAAUUUCUUGGUAAAAUUGCUAUACCAUUAUUAAAAGUGAAAAAUGGUGAAAAACAUUGGUAUGCAUUAAAAGAUAAAAAAUUACGUCAUCGUGUUAAAGGCCAUAUAUUUCUUGAAUGUUGGAUUACAUAUAACCCGAUUAAAGCAAGUAUCCUAACAUUUACACCAAGGCCAACAAAAUAUGUACAAAAUGAAAUCAAAUUUAAACGUACAUUAUUCAUACGUAAUGCUAUGCGAUUGAAAAAUAUUUGUUUAGAAUUUGUUGAAAUUGGACAAUUUCUACAUUCAUGUAUACAAUGGGAAUCACCUACACGAUCGAUAAUUGCAUUCAUAACAUUUUUAGCAUCUGUUUAUUAUUUUGAAUUCUAUAUGAUACCAUUGGUUAUUGUAUUAUAUACAUUAAUGAAUUAUAUUGGUAUUCGAUUUCGAAGUAUUUAUUCAACUAAAAAUGAUAAAAGUUAUCAUCAAGAUGAUAAUAAUAAUUAUGUUGAUAAUGGUAGUGAUAGUGAUGAAUAUAUUAAUGAAUCAAGAAUGAUUGAUGAAGAUUAUGAUGAAAAAGCUGAAGAGAAAAAAUCAUUUAAAGAAAAAUUACAAACAGUACAGGAUUUAUCAACAUUAAUUAUGUUGAUUAUUGGAGAGGUUGCAUCAUAUAUUGAACGUUGUAAAAAUGCAACAAAUUUUACUGUGCCUUAUCUAACAUGGUUAGCCGUUAUUUGUAUGUCAUUCGGGACAAUAAUAUUAUAUUUUAUACCAAUACGUUAUCUAAUAUUAUUAUGGGGUAUAAAUAAAUUUACAAAAAAAUUUCGUGCCCCUGAUUCAAUUAAUAAUAAUGAAAUUAUUGAUUUUCUAUCACGUGUUCCAGAUAUGGAAGAAAAGUUAAUGUAUAAACAAUUUAAACCGACUAUCAAUCUGGAUGAUUUAAAUGAUAAUGAAACAAUCAUACAACCAAUACAACAACAACGACAAGAAUCGAAUCCAAUCAAUCAAAAUCCAGAUGGAUUAAAACAGCAACAAUGUAUCGAUAGUUCAAUGACGUUGGAUACUAAUAAUAAUAAUGUCAAUGGCGCCAAUACUACGACGACAAUAAUAAUGGAUCGGAAAAUGAAAAAAAGAAAAUAAUUUUCCUGAA